Molecule: messenger RNA, 312 nt
Organism: Dibothriocephalus latus
Lineage: Eukaryota; Metazoa; Platyhelminthes; Cestoda; Diphyllobothriidea; Diphyllobothriidae
Source: the annotation of a GenBank genome assembly
GAUAAGGCGAAAAAUUUCCUCAGGAGGCGCGAAUGGCUGACCAAGCGGCAGGAACGAACGCUGACCGUGGCCGACUUCCUACCGGAUGAAAUCUAUCGCACCCGACUGGACUCUGAUUUGUUCGUGCGACGUCUGCUGGAGGAACGCGAGGCGGACUACUGUGCCUGGAAGACCCUGAAAGUCUUCAUCGGCAGCUGGAAUGUCAAUGGACGACAGGACAGCUCCAUCGCACUGGACGAGUGGAUGGAUUUUACGCAGGGCGAUCAGUCGCAGUCCGAUCAGCCGCCCGCCGACAUCUACGUCUUUGGGUAA